This is a messenger RNA of Mytilus californianus (California mussel), 3986 nucleotides long. RefSeq lists its product as uncharacterized. The coding region runs from base 23 to 769 and encodes 248 amino acids. The record is from RefSeq and is a predicted model, not a curated record. The transcript has 12 exons. Lineage: Eukaryota; Metazoa; Mollusca; Bivalvia; Mytilida; Mytilidae. Gene Ontology annotation, cellular component: nucleus.
CCCUUGUAUUUACCGGAACACAAUGGCACUCACACAAGAUGAACUUCGAAAAGCAAUAAAAGACAUACUGAAGGAUGCCGAUCUUGAUAGCUUGUCGGCAAAGAAAGUUAGACUACAGUUGCAGGACCAGUAUGACACAGACCUCUCAGAUAAAAAAAAAGAAAUAGAUCAGUUAGUGAUGGAACUUAUAGAAGAGAGUCAAGAUAGUCAAGAAAAUGAAGAUGAUGCAAGUUCUGAAGAGGAGGAGUUGGAGGAUGAACCACCUAAAAAGAAACCAAAACCAACAAAGAAAGCCACAGCCACAAAGCCGAAACCACAACCAAAGAAAACUCCAGAAAAAGUGGUAGCAGUAACAACUAACAUGAGUGAUUCAUCAGAUGGUGAUGAUGAUGAUGAAGCAAUGGCUCAGAAAUUACAAGAAGAAUUAAACAGUGGUGGUAGAAGAACAAGAUCAAGAAAUACAAAGAAAAAAGAAAGAAAAACUCCUGUUAAAAGAGAAAAGAAGGGCACAUCAACAUAUAGUCGGCCAUGUUUGUUGUCUCAAGAAUUAGCAGAUGUUAUGGGUGCUGAUAAGUUGGCAAGAAAUGAGGUUGUGAAGAAAAUGUGGCAGAUAAUUAAAGAAAGAAAUCUACAAGAUCCCUCCAAUAGGCAGUUUAUGAUUUGUGAUGAACAAUUAUUACCUAUAUUUGGCAAAAAGAAAGUCAAGACAUUUGGAAUGAUGAAAUACCUGAAAAAUCACAUAAAAGAUGCAAAAGAUGUAACAAGUUGAUAAAAGAUCUAAAGAAGUAUGUCAUACAUUUUAUCAUUACCAUGGAAACCAUUAGUCACAGCAUUUCAAAUAUUGUGUUCAUAGUUAAACUGUUGGUCCUCAGAACACUCUAGAUAUUGAACUUAUUUUUGUCACAAUAGAAUGUGGAUAAGUCACAUGUGCUUUAUGUGAUCAUUGGUAUAAAACAUAUUUGUAUAGGUGAAGCUGUAAAUAUGGUUUUUAAAAGGUCAUAGUUCACAAAGGUAUUUACAAAUGUAUGGUAUUUAUAAACUUUGUAAAAAUGUUUAUAUAUUUACAUGUUUGUCUACUAAAUGAUGUCAUGUAUGAAGUCAUUCAACCAUAACAAAAACUCUAGUUGCUCAUGUUUUAGGUACAAAUUAAUAUGCAAGCAAACAAAAUCAAAAAGUGAGGUAGACAUUCACAAAGAAUACAAUUUUUACAUUGUUUCACCUUAGUUUCAAUUAGAACAAACUAUAAAUUAUGUGAUUAAAAUAUCUAUUUACCUGUUUGUCUGUUCAAUAUCUCAAAUUAGUUAAAAGAUAUUAUAGGGAAUAAGAAACAUUAGCAGGGGAAAUAAUGAUGUCAUUGUGAGUUCUCUGUUGUUACAUUCUUGGAAAGACCUCAUAUCACUUAGCACAGAUCCUUCACAUGUUUGAAAACUUUUUUGCAAUGUGACAUAAUUAGUCUGUUGUAUGAGGUUUGAUAUAUAUGCCAUAGUUUAAUGAUUAUCAUGAACAUUUUUUUCAUCUUAUGGUUUCAUAUUUACAAAGUGCCAUUUGUUGAUACCAAGUUACUCUUAGCAUAUCCGGCUCAAAUCUCACUUAUAAGCAAGUCUCAUAUACAUGUACAUUGAAACCUAUCUGUACCAAAACCUUUUUUGUUUGUCUAUGUUAGGUGUUUGGAUUCAUGGGGCAUUCUUAGUGCUACUCAGUACUUAGAAUGACAUAUAAAAGGAUGUGUAUGGUAAGAAUAGAGGUUGACUGAGACCCCAGACCCAUCUUAUACAAUGCAAAAAGAGUAUAUUCAUGAAGAAAUUUGUCUAUAGCAGAACAAUAAAGGCUAUCCAGUAAUCUGUUUAUAUGAAAUUCUUAAGUUUGAUGCAGUGAAAUAGGCUUCAUAUUAAAAUUCCCCACUGAAACCACAUUAUUGAUUUUUUUUUUUAUAUUGUGCACAUGAUUAGAAUUUAGUUUUUAAAUUAGUGAAGUUAUCAUUUAUGUGUCAUAUUUUCUAAAUCAUUCUCAUGUGGCAUUAGACUCAAAUAUGAGUAUAAAUCAGCUAUAAAAAGUGUAGAUUUUUUUUUUAAACGAAAUAUGUUGUAAAAAAUUUAGAAAGAUUAAAUAUUUGACUAUAAACUGUGGUAAAUUGAGAUACCAAUCACAGUGCAUUCAUUAUUAGUGUUAAUGAAUCUAAAUAAUUUAUUGACCUAAAAUUAACUGUUUGGACACAACUUCCUGAUGGAAGUUAUAGUGAAAGACUACAGUUUGAUAUAUUAACACUUUUCACCUGAUCUGAUGAUUAUUGUUCAAUCAAACAGGAAAGAAGAGUCUAGCAGUAUUAUUGUUAUACUGACAGCAUCCAGAUUUAGCAACACUUUGUGAUCACUUCAGUCUGGUGUUUGCCAUCAGUGUCAAUUUUUUUUAAUCUGCAGCUUCUCAAAAUUCAAUAACCUUUCAAAAAAAAAUUUACAGGACAUAAAGUUGUGCACCUGUUGUUUUAUUUUUAGCAGUUAAAAUGAUUUUUGGGGUUUACUAUACCAAAACAUGGACUUUAACCAUUCUGCUUAUAAGUUUGUUAAUCGGCAACUCUUUGGAAAUGAUUUGACAGAGUUCAACCAAACAAGCACAAAUUAUUCUAUAGAACAUGAAAUAGCAUACCUGCUAUUUUAUUUUUGAUCUUUAGGUUUCCCAUUACAAGAUAUGGAUAGUAUAAUAGUCCCAGUAUGGACUAAGCAAUCUCUGCUAAUAUCAAUUUGUUAGUCAACAUCUCUUUGAAAAAGGCUUACUAACCUUAUUCAGAUUCAUCUGCAGGAUUAUUUCAAGACAGCAGGCUGCACAUGUCUUCUUUGGAAGACUUACACUUUUUUUAAUUUUACAUAUCAUUUUAAGAUGACGAAAAAAUAUUUCUGAAAUGUACACGACACUUCAAUGUGAUAACAUAUAUUGUCUUUACACGAUAUGAAAAUUAACUUUAAACAGUAUGUAUGUAGAAUAGAUAUUUUUUUUACAAUUUUUAUAGAUCACAUGCUUGCAUUCCAGUAUGUAUGUUGAACAAAUGCAGAACAUAUCUGUGAUUUUAUAAAUAGUUUGAUGUACAAGAGUGAUAAUUGUAUUUAUAAUAAAAAAAUUAGCAUUGAUUUGGUAUAUCAUAUGCAUGCCUACCUGCCAACCUUCUUGAGCUACAAAGUUGGAGUUCUCCCUCUUUUAAGCUCCAUUUUGGGGGAUAUGGAUGACAACAUUCAAAAUUUUGUAAUGAAAUACAAAGUAUUUUUUAAUACUUCAGCACAAAUGGAUAAAUUUAAUUAUCUAAACAUUGAUUUAAUUAGUUAAAAGAUAAAAUAGGAAAAAUACCCAACUCCAAGGAAAAUUCAAAACUGAAAGUCCUUUAUUACAUGGCAAAAUCAAAAGCACAAGCACAUCAAACAAAUGAAAAACAAUUGUCAUAUUCCUGACUUGGUACAGGCAUUUCCUAAAAGAACAUCCUUCAUGACAUCUUUUUAUUAUGUUUUUGCAAUACAGUAAAAUCAAUCACAGAAAAGACUAUCGAAACAACUGAAAUGAUGAAAGCAUGAUUUUUAUUUUGUCAAAGAGGGAGAUUUCGACCUUGCAGGUGACAGGUCCAAUUUUUAAAGGAAAAGCAGGAGUUUCCCACUAGUUAGAACUGAGGUAUUGGCAGGAUGAGCAUGAUUAAUUUCAGCAGUCCGCUGCUAAAGUAAUGCAAAAUAUUAAGGGUAAAUGCCGUUGGAAAAAAAGAUAUGUUCUUUUUAAUCAAUUUUAUUUACAUGCAUUUUAAUUAAUAUGAAAAAUAGACCUGUUGUCACUGUCAUCUAUAUAUUAUGCAGAUUUGUUUAGAAAUAUGAAUAUUUUACAUGUAUUUUUUGGUUGAUAAUUGUUGUCCUGGAAUUGUUUUGAUCAUUUGAAACUAUGUUGUUUUAUUUCAGUUCACUACACAGUCUUUUUUAACAUGAAAAUAUUAAACUGAAUAAAGCAUUUAAAUGAAA